AUGAGUGCGUUGCUGCGCAUUACGCUCAAGAAGACCCGCCGCGUGGGCGCCUUGAAGCUCACGGACCGGCGGGCGUCUCUAGAUGCGGCGCCGCCUCGCUCUCCCCCAACCCUCCCAGAAAUCCAGCUCACGCCGACCGACAUUUCGCUCGGUGACAUGAAUGGGAAGCUGUGGUCGCCCUCCGAGAACGAUGCUCGAACUCCCUCGCCCUCUGUCGUGAACAUGCCGUCCUCCAACCGAAAUGGCGUCUACGAGCCCGCCGUCCACAUCACCCCGACCCCUCCGCUCUCCGAGCUCCCCAACGGCGUCUCCAACAAUCCCGGCGCCUCGCCCUUCUCGAACCCCUCCAAGUCCACCACAAAGGUCAUCGAGCGCCUGACCGCCUCCAAUGACGCCCUGCGCCGCGACCUCAACUCGGAGAAGGCCAAGAGCCAGGAGUUGACCGAGAACCUGCGCGCCAAGAACAACGUCAUUGAGCGCCUCCAGGCCGAUAACAACACCCUCCGCUCCGCCGCCGAGGCUGCCGAGCGUACCCGCAAAUCCCGCAAGGAAUUCGAGGAGACACUGCGGACACAACUCAAGAGCGAGGAGGAGCGCCGGAAGCAGGCCGAGGCACAAGCGACCGGCCUGGGCAUCCAGCUCGGACAGGUCACCUCGGCCGCAAAGCAGGAGCUCGCCGCCGCCAAGAAGGAGCACACUGACGAGCUCGCUCGCGCCCGCCAGGAGCAGAUCCGGGAGGUGUCCAACCUCCGCGAAGAGCUGCAGCAGGCCCAAGAGCAACUGCGGCGGAUGACGGACAAGAACAAGGAGAUUGAAACGCGCUGGAACGCGUCCGACAGCAUUUUCAAGGCCGAGCUCAAGAAGCGCGACAGACGGCUCGACGCAAUUGCGGAAGGCCGGGAAGAGGAGCGCCGGCAGGUCAUCAGGCAGGAGCACGCUAUCGCCGCUCACGACGUCGUCGUCAGUCAACUCCGCAGUGAACUGGAAAAGAAGGAUCAGGUCGCCCUUGAACUACAACAUCUAUUCACCACGUACAAGAACACCACAGAGUCGGAGGCCAAGAAGUACAGAGAAGAGACGGAAGGGGACGUGGGCAAAUUACGCAAAGAGGGCGCCGAGAUGCACAAACAAGUCGCCGAAUCCCUCUCACAUCUCGACAAGGUUCUCCCGCAGGCGGAAGAUGCCAUCGCCUUCCUCCGCUACGUCAAGCAAUACCACAUGCCUUCGAAAUAA
Messenger RNA from Lasiodiplodia theobromae, 1233 nucleotides. Its product is annotated as Nucleoprotein tpr. The coding region runs from base 1 to 1233 and encodes 410 amino acids. NCBI's taxonomy places the organism in Eukaryota, Fungi, Ascomycota, Dothideomycetes, Botryosphaeriales, Botryosphaeriaceae. The transcript is spliced from 2 exons. The record is from RefSeq and is a predicted model, not a curated record.